This is a messenger RNA of Polyodon spathula (Mississippi paddlefish), 4083 nucleotides long. Its product is annotated as fibroblast growth factor 6-like. Gene Ontology annotation, biological process: positive regulation of cell population proliferation; cell differentiation; positive regulation of protein phosphorylation. The transcript is spliced from 3 exons. NCBI's taxonomy places the organism in Eukaryota, Metazoa, Chordata, Actinopteri, Acipenseriformes, Polyodontidae. The record is from RefSeq and is a predicted model, not a curated record. The coding region runs from base 445 to 1065 and encodes 206 amino acids. Gene Ontology annotation, molecular function: growth factor activity; fibroblast growth factor receptor binding. Gene Ontology annotation, cellular component: cytoplasm.
CAUGAUCACACAAAGCCAUCCAAUCAGAGUUCAUUCUCCAUCUCGUCUGUUCGUCCGAACUCCCAGAAGACUUGCACUGCGGGUCAGUUCUACAACGCUUGCUGGGUUGUAAAUUUGCUAUUGGUGGGAUGCUGGUCAGAAUGAUGUCACAAAGGUGCAGAUAGCUGGCAGUGUAUAAAGAAAAUUCUGAUUUUAUACUCUGAGGCCAGCGUUGCCUGUUCAGAGAGAGCCUGGAGCUGCAAAACAUGGUCUUCACCACCACCACCUCAAGCUCUGCUGGUCGAUCUCCAUUUUCAGGAACGCUGCUGUCGGGCUUCAGUUUCAUGUCAGAAAUCCUGAUCUGCCUUCCAAAAAUAAGCUCCCACCAUGCUGAAGGAAGAAAAACAAGAAGGGCGGUAUUUUUAGGGUCAUUAAUUGGGACCACGUGCCCAGGAGGUGAACCGGAUGGCUAUUGCACAAAGGUGGCUCAUCACUAUGUGCUACGAGGCCAGCACUCACUGGAAGUUGUCUGUGAUUGUUCUCUUGGGGUUUGUAAUGGGGAUUGUGUCAUCAUACCCAAUUCCAAGCAGGACUAACGACGCAUUGUUGGAGAGGAGAUGGGAAGCUAUGUUUUCCCGGUCUAUUCUUGGGAUCUCAGGGGAGAACUCAAAACUGAACUGGGAGAAUGACUAUUUACUGGGGAUUAAGAGAGUGCGGAGGCUUUACUGCAAUGUGGGCAUCGGGUUUCACCUGCAGGUCCUCCCAGAUGGAAGGAUAAACGGAAUCCAUACUGAAAACCAGUACAGUCUAAUAGAAAUCUCAACAGUAGAGCGAGGAGUUGUCAGCUUGUACGGGGUGAAGAGUGAGCUGUUCGUAGCAAUGAAUACUAAAGGACGGUUAUAUGGAACGGUUGUUUUUCAUGAGGAGUGCAAGUUCAGGGAGAUCCUGCUUCCCAACAAUUACAAUGCAUACGAGUCCUCAGCCUACAGAGGCUCCUACAUUGCGCUCAGCAAGCAUGGGAGAGUCAAGAGGGGAAGCAAAGCCUCGCCUUCCAUGACAGUGACACACUUUCUUCCAAGAAUAUGAAGAAAGAAGCCAUCUGCAAUUUGAUUCUCCGUAACUUGCACAUGUUAUAUUCUCCUAGGUAAAACAAAAAAAUAUAUAUUCAUAGUAUUUAUUUUGUCAUUUGAUAUGUAUAUUUGGUUAGUUCCAUUGGUAUUAGACUUUGUAUAUGCCAUAUUUUCCCGCUUAUUGUAUGUUAAUAUUAUUAUCUAAGGGACUUAACAUUGGUCUCUUCACUUUCUAUAUGGGUGCGCACCAUUACUGGUAAAUAGAUUUAACCCUGUCACAAGGAUGACAUAUACCCUUAGCUUUUAGAAGUGCAAUGGAUACUUUUUAUUACCUCAAAUAGUACCCUCCUGACUGACAAGGAUGCAUGAAGAUACGAAGAAUGGAAUGUGCAUUUACAUCUAGUCAUUUAAGAAGACUCAGUUUUCUUCCCAUACCACAGGGAAAUGCCCCGGGCAGAUUCCUUUUGGAAUUCGCUUCAUUGACUGCGCAGAAAAGCGCAUUUUAAUACUGUAGCAGAAAAGCAAAGAAGUGGCCUGAUACAUCAUUUACUUAAUUUUUUAACACUGCAAUACAGUAAACUGGAACAACAGAAUAGCAAAUGACAGGAUAUACAACCCCGUUGUCAAGGAUAUGAAUAACACAUCACAGGUCUCGAGUCCAUGAAAGCAUUGGUCACUGUGAUCCAGCACAUCAUAGCGAAAUCCUAUUCAUGGAUUCAAUAAAACAGUUAAAGUGGUUCCCAAGAUAUACUUUUCAUAGCUCAUACUAUGAGCUACACAUUCGCCUAUGCAAAGUUCCACCAAGACUGGACAAGCACUUCUCAAGAUAUAGCCAUUAAUAAAUGAGAAGCUUAAGAAUCAAUGGGUCUGCAAAUAUUGCAGGGAAUAAUAGCAUGAAAUAAAAACAAACUGCCCCCACAGGGUUAAAUAUACAUGUAUGCAUUACUUUUGUAGCGUAUAAUUACAUGCAAAGGCUGCUCUGUGCUUUACCUGAAAUAGACGUCUUUUUGUUACUGAAAAAAAGACUAUUUUAAUCUAGAAAAGACUUAUGGGACAACAUAUGUACAACAUAUUGUUUUUAUAACCCCAUUUAAUCCAUUUUUAGUACAAGGUUAUGAAAUGUGUUCUUUGGCAGAGCAUUAGCGCUUCUGGUUCCAAAGGUAAGUUUACUAGGUGCUGCAGUGUCUGAAGACUGAAGCCCAUUUCCAGAGUCUGUGCAAGCUUGAGGGCAAACACAUUGCUACCUGUGGCCCUAUUUCAAAGCAAGCGCUAAAGCACAGAUACAUUUUCUCAGAGGAAUACAACAAUUGCAAUGGUAUAAAAACAAAAUCUGCCUUUUACAAGAAGGUGUAGUCAAAUUACAGCUCCUAGUGGUCUAUUGAUGGGUUUAUUUUGGUAAAAUGAUUUAUUGCUUUAAAAUAGGGCCCUGAUGUCUUGACAUUUAAACAUGAGCACCUUAAGCACUUUUAGUAGGAAGCAGUUGAAGCUCCUGCAUGAAUAUGUUUUAUUAAUCAUCAGAUGUUACCUGGAGUGCCUUCUUUAAGCAACUUGGGUACCAAGAGCAAGUAGACAUUGUUUAAGGAAUACGUAUAUAUUGUAAUAUAUCGUACAAUAUAUUGUAAGUCAAUGGACAAAUGGGAUAAACCCAGGAGUAUUAACAGCUGGAUUAUAUAAAAGUAUUACUAGUCCUGUUUAUUUAUACAGUAAUAAUGUUGUAGGUUCAAAGAGAUGGAGUGUGGAAUGAGUUGUAUGGACAAGUGUUGCUAUAGAUUGUUAUAUUAUGAAGACUUUUUUGCUUCUACUAUAUUAACACCACAGAAACAGCAAAAAACAUGUUACAUACGUGAUUAAGCAAAAGAACUACAAUUGGAGGGCAAUAUAAGGUCAGCUACCAAGGUAAUGCCCGAUAAGUGAUUUUUGCUUUUAGAAACAAUGCGUGAUAAAAACUAUAUACAAAUCCAAAGGAUUAAUGGCAUUUUCUCAAAAAACUUGUUGCAAGGUAAUACUGAUAUAGAGUAAAGAGAUAAGGGAACGUGCAGAUUUGUGUAGGUGGUAGAUUUGUGUAUGUUAUGCUGAAUGUGAGAUGUUCUGUACAAUGUAAGAGGCUGAAUGACUGCUAUGUAAAACAGCCAGGUGAUGUUUACAUGAUUUUCCAGAAGAGAGUUUGUUGUCUCAGCCCCCAUUGAACCCUGAGAAUUGGUGAUAUUUUGGCGCUUAAAGUAAAUUUAUCAUCUAACAAAAUAAUAAGUUAUAUAUUACCAUUAUCCAACGUAAGUGAGUUGCUUGUGGGAGUUUGGUUCAGAAUGUUUUGGGGUUCUUUUAGACAAUGACUCUUCCUGAGAACUCAGACCCUCAGAAGCAAGACACAAUGGCUUGUCUUUGAGUACCAGUCACUGCUUUUGCUAUAACUGACGUGUUCAGUGUUAACCGGAAGUGUAGCAUUGAUGUACCUACAAGGAGCAUUGAAUAAUUGUUCUAUGAUUCGCUUGCAGAGAAGAACUGGUGCAUUACCCUGACGAAACCUUAGCAGAACAGUAAGCACACUACAGUAUUACCAGCAAUGGUUUGGAGCUAAUAUUGUCCAUUGGUACCACCAGUAUGUAUUGGGUCUUUCGUUGGUAUGUGAAAAUCUGAACAUGGCAUACCACUGUCACUGCUUGUUUGCUUCCAUUGGCCCUUUGUACAAAACCACUGCAUUGCCAUUAAAGGUCAUGAGCAAACAAUUAUUGAAUUUCCACAAUUCAAUUCCAAAGACUGAAUGAAGUGUUAAAGUUCUAUUGUUAGACCCCUAGGGUUUAUUCCUGAAUAAAUAUCUUGUGCAUGCUAUUGCUUGAAACGAGCAGGGUCGUGCGCAAUCCAAAGCAGCCUUUGUAUACCUCAUUUGUGUGUUAUAUUCCUGCACAGUGAAAGUGUGCGAUUUCAAAUGUCCUUUUUUUUUUUUUGCUAAGAUAUACCUCACCUUCUGCAUUAGUACUGAGUUGUAAUUAUGAUUGUACAUUUGUAGUAAACACAGAAUUAUCCAAUCAGUGGUUUC